Messenger RNA from Striga asiatica, 3115 nucleotides. The record is from the annotation of a GenBank genome assembly. NCBI's taxonomy places the organism in Eukaryota, Viridiplantae, Streptophyta, Magnoliopsida, Lamiales, Orobanchaceae.
AUGACAAUGGACAGAGAGAAGGAGAGAGAGAUUGAGCUGGAGAGUGCAAUGUACACAAAUUGCUUGCUGCUAGGUUUGGAUCCCACCAUUAUCGGAGUCGGGUCGAACAACGGUGCACCUCGGGUGGGGCUUUUCCGGCACUCCAACCCCAAAUUGGGAGAACAGCUUCUAUACUUCAUCUUGUCAUCUCUCCGCGGCCCAGACUUUGAUAAGGUGUGGCCCAUUUUCGAUUCAGCUCAGUCUAGGGAUUUUCGGAAGGUGGUGCAAGGUAUUAUUAGUGAACUGGAAUCACAAGGGGCACUGCCUAGAAGUAAUUCAAGGGUUUCGUCCCUUGCAACUUGCUGCGGUGCGAGGUUUAUCGAACUAUUAUGGCAACUUUCCCUGCAUGCUCUGAGGGAAGUGCAUAGGCGAACAUUUGCGGCUGAUGUAGCAUCAAAUCCGCUGCCUACUCCAUUAACCGAUGUUGCUUUUUCACAUGCAGCUACACUACUUCCUGUAACCAAGGCUAGAAUAGCUCUUGAAAGAAGAAGAUUUCUGAAAAAUGCAGAGACUGCAGUUCAAAGACAGGCAAUAUGGUCUGAUUUGGCUCAUGAAAUGACGGCAGAAUUUCGUGGUCUAUGUGCUGAAGAGGCGUAUCUCCAGCAAGAGCUUGAAAAACUACACGAUUUGAGAAACAAAGUGAAACUGGAGGGCGAGCUCUGGGAUGAGCUUGUAUCUAGCUCAAGCCAGAAUUCACACAUAGUUCAAAGAGCAACUCGAAUGUGGGACUCAUUGUUAUCUCGCAAGAGUCAGCAUGAGGUCCUUGCUUCAGGCCCAAUUGAGGAUCUUAUAGCUCAUCGUGAGCAUAGGUAUCGGAUCUCUGGGUCGUCUUUGCUAGCAGCAAUGGAUCAGAGUUCUUUAGUUUCUAGUGAUAUGUCUAUGCAUUUGGAUAAUGAGGAAAAGGAGAGUUCACAAGAUGAUCUUAACAAAGAGAACAAAAGUAAGUCAGAAUUUUUGCCUAUUAAUGGGGAUGAAGAAAAAUUUUCUCGACUUGAUGAGAGAAGUACGAGAGGGCAACCUACUGUUGAUAUUGCUGAAAUCUUGAGACGUUGGACCCAUGCGUUGCAGCGCGUUCAUAAGCAAUCACUUCAACUGGCGAAAGUCAAUGAUGGAGAAGGUCCAGAGCUUCUACGGAGUGUGCACGAUGGUAGUACUAGCAGUCAUGCUGAAUCAUUGGCGGCAACACUGGCUGAACAUAGGCAGCACCUAGACAGCAUACAAGUAAAUCUUGUAUUAAUGAUCACUAGUAUAAUACCCGUGUACUACACGGGGUAUUUGCAGGUGCUAAUUAAUCAGCUAAAGGUUGUUGGUCCAACCAUACAAAAUUCAAUAACAGAACUUAUGGAGGAAGUCGAUAGCAUAUCAUCCAAUCUACAUCCUGUUAUGAAGGUUAGAUCAAGCUCAAUGGCCCAGGCGCAGAGCAAUGGGAGGACGUUGCUUGAAACGGUGACAGCUAGCCCCCCUACUUUGAAACUGCCGCCAUUAUUCAGUUCGACACAAAGUUCUUCUGGAAAAGGUGGGAAUACACAAAAGCGUCAUAUUGUUGCCGAAACAAAUCCCACAGAUACCGUGACCGAAAAAAAGUUUGUAGAUCAGUCUUCAUCUAAGCUUCUCGUUGAUAACUCAACACACGAUGAGGAUUUUCUUUUUCUGCAAAACCUGAAGAGAUCAGUUAGGGAAGCUGCUCUUUCUUCUCAAUCAUGCAACAUGGAAUCGUCACUAGACAGUAAUCCUAAUGAGUACUCUGAGCACUUCUUUGUACCACUGUCUGGGACUGGGGUUUCCCGCUAUGGCCAAGAUAAGAAACAUAUUUCUUUAAAGAGUAGACAGUUAUUCACAUCUCAAGUAGAUUCUUCCUUGCUUCAGACCCAUGCUAAAGACAAUGAUCUUGGGAGCAAGCAAGCAGUGACAGUCAUGUUGAGUGACUUGGAGUCCCUUAAUGAUUUUGACAGUGUGAAUGUUUUCCUUCCUGCUACUGGUUCAAAUUUGUUAGCUUCUGAAGCUUGUAGGUCAUUUUAUGCUGUGGAUGAAGUUCAGGAUCAAGUGUUCUCACCUCCUUUAUUAAUGGAUGCAACCCUCUUCGGAGAUUCUUACGAGGAUUUGCUUGUUUUCUGUGGAACACUUGAAGCAAUAGUGCUUAUUAGUUUCUGCCGAACGCCCUUAUCAGACACUGAAACAGCUUUGAUGAAGUAUUGACAAUGAAACAUUACAGGCUUGCCGCAAUAGUUUCAAGAGAGUAAUUUCUAGUGGAAUUCCUUCUGGUUAUUAUUGUUCAACUUGGAGAGUACGCAUAUGUUACACAAUCUAUUUUGUCAACUCUUGUGUUGCAUAUAUGUGCUUUUUUCUACUGAAGGAAUGCUGAUUUGGUUUGGUCCGUGCUGGGAUGUGACCAUAUUUACGUGGUGCUGGAAUGUGAUAUGCAGAAAUUGUUGCCAUGAUAUAGUGUUAUCUCCAGUGUGAAAGAUACAAGGUUACUAAUUGAUCGACUGUGGGAAUGGUCGACUUUCCAUGAGCCAUGUUUUUAUUUAGUGUAUAGAUUCAUGAUGACCCAAUUCAUUAGGUAGACUACUGUAUAAUAAUAACGCUGGAUGGGUUAUUCAAUGAGUCGAUGAUUGGUGUUCAUUGCUUUGAAAUUUGUCUACAUUUUCCAGCGCACAUAUUUGAUUGUUUGAUAUUUUGUAAUCAAGAUUGUAUCCUAUGGUUUUGGUGUAUUUGACAUUGAUAAUGCUUGCAGUUGUGGUACUGUAUUUAUCGCAUGAUGCAAAAUUAAAUUGGUUUGAAACCAAUUUGGAAGCAUUGUUGAGAAAAUUGCUGGAGGAGCUUAUGUUUUUAUGUUAUGCUUUAGAAAGAAGGAAGUUGUUUAUAGACAUUGAGACAUUGAUUGGAAGCUACUUCCUUCUCCUUUUUCAGUUUGACGGAUCUUGUAACUAUAAUGAUUGGUGGUUUACUUAUGUAUUCCUGUGGAAUAGUUUAUUAUAUUAUUCAUUUUUUUUGUAUAAAAAUUGUACUUGCCACAUUUAAAUGGAAGUGGUGUAUAUUUACUUCUGUGCUCACAUUGUAUGAUCUGUAAAUUUCG